AGCUGGGGUAAGGAGUUCAAGGCAGCGCCCACACCCGGGGGCUCUCCGCGCCCAGAUCGCCUUGCGCUGACCCCCUCCUUUCCAGUCCUCCCUCCCACUCUUUCACCCACCCACCCAGAGCCGGGACAGCAGCCCAGGAACCCCGGGUCCCGCCGCCUCCUCGCUGAAGCCCGGACUUCCUCCUCCUGCUGGGGCCGGCUCUUCCACGUGUGCCCCCCACCCCCCAAGCCGGCGUCCCGCACGCGCUCUACUUGGAACCCGGGUGCUUUCAGCAUCCCGAUCGGCGGAGGGGCCGAGGCCCGGGCAGCCUCCCCACCAACUUAGGCUCGGCCGAGUCCAGUGGCCAAGCGUCCGCCGGGUCGGAGGAGCCGCAGGCUGCCGGGGUCUGAGCCGCAGCUAAUGGGCUCCGACGUGCGGGACCUGAACGCGCUGCUGCCCGCCGUACCCUCCCUGGGGGGCGGCGGUGGCUGCGCCCUGCCAGUAAGCGGCGCGGCUCAAUGGGCUCCGGUGCUGGACUUCGCGCCCCCGGGCGCUUCGGCUUACGGUUCCUUGGGUGGUCCGGCCCCGCCGUCGGCCCCGCCGCCUCCGCCGCCCCCGCCGCCGCCCCACUCCUUCAUCAAACAGGAGCCCAGCUGGGGCGGCGCGGAGCCGCACGAGGAGCAAUGCUUGAGCGCCUUCACCGUGCACUUCUCCGGGCAGUUCACCGGCACCGCCGGAGCCUGCCGCUACGGGCCCUUCGGUCCUCCCCCGCCGAGCCAGGCGUCCUCGGGCCAGGCUAGGAUGUUCCCCAAUGCGCCCUACCUGCCCAGCUGCCUGGAGAGCCAGCCCGCCAUUCGCAACCAGGGAUACAGCACGGUCACCUUUGACGGGACACCCAGCUAUGGUCACACCGCUUCACACCACGCUGCGCAGUUCCCCAACCAUUCCUUCAAGCACGAGGACCCCAUGGGCCAGCAAGGCUCGCUGGGCGAGCAACAGUACUCGGUGCCGCCCCCGGUCUACGGCUGUCACACGCCCACCGACAGCUGCACGGGCAGCCAGGCUCUGCUGCUGAGGACGCCCUACAGCAGUGACAACUUGUACCAAAUGACUUCCCAGCUGGAAUGCAUGACCUGGAAUCAGAUGAACCUUGGAGCCACCUUAAAGGGAGUUGCUGCUGGGAGCUCCAGCUCAGUGAAAUGGACAGAAGGGCAGAGCAACCAUGGCACAGGGUACGAGAGCGAGAGCCACACCACACCUAUCCUCUGUGGGGCUCAGUACAGAAUACAUACCCAUGGCGUGUUCCGAGGCAUUCAGGAUGUGCGGCGUGUGCCUGGAGUAGCCCCAACUCUUGUCCGGUCAGCAUCUGAAACCAGUGAGAAACGCCCCUUCAUGUGUGCUUAUCCGGGCUGCAAUAAGAGAUAUUUUAAGCUGUCCCACCUACAGAUGCACAGCCGGAAGCACACUGGUGAGAAACCCUACCAGUGUGACUUCAAGGACUGUGAGCGAAGGUUUUCUCGUUCAGACCAGCUCAAAAGACAUCAAAGGAGACAUACAGGUGUGAAACCAUUCCAGUGUAAAACUUGUCAGCGAAAGUUCUCCCGGUCCGACCACCUGAAGACCCACACCAGGACUCAUACAGGUGAGAAGCCCUUCAGCUGUCGGUGGCCCAGUUGUCAGAAAAAGUUUGCCCGGUCAGAUGAAUUAGUCCGUCAUCACAACAUGCACCAGAGAAACAUGACCAAACUCCAGCUGGCACUUUGAAGGGCAUAACUUGGGGACAGUUUGGUGUCCCAGGCAGGACUGUGUGUGAACUACUUUCAAAUCUGGUCUUUGAAGAAAGUGGCCCUUGACCUUCACCCAACUUCCAAGACAAGACACGACCGAUACCACUGGAUUCUACCAGGUUUGCCUAGAGGAGUUGGUCUCUGAUUUGCCAACUUGUAAUUGACUCACAGGCCUGGAAAAGUGGCUGACAAGUGUCUGGUUAGUUACCAGCCCACGGUCCUUGGGUUUGGAUUCUCCAUUGUAAGAAAAAAAACAAAGAAAACAUUGUUAAUAAGGUCCCCUUAACUUCCUCUUCUUCCUUUAUACUCAUUUUUACUAGAAAUGAAGUGAUGGCGCAAUUGCCAUCACAGGAUAUUUAUAGGUAGAAGAUGUGCAUGUGCGUCUGCUAACGUAAACUUUGUCAUGGUUGCCAUUUACUAACGGCUCUGGUAAGAAAUCAGAGAGGGAGGCAUUGAGGGGACGUCUCAUCUAACAUUGAAGUGGGCUGCUAACCUGGAAGGCAGGAUGUGACAUUCAACACUCAAAAGUCAUGCAUUUCAAAUCACUGAACAAAGAAUUGGAACUAACCAGUACCUCUGUAUAGAAAUCGAGAAGAAUCUUACUGUUUUGUUAAUUCAGUGUUAAUAUUAACAUGAUGCUCUUAAGAAACUGUGUUUGAAGACCUGAGAUUUUUGUGGGUUUGAUUUUUUUUUGACUUGUAAUUAGGCGCAUCUUUCUU
Messenger RNA from Dipodomys ordii (Ord's kangaroo rat), 2485 nucleotides. RefSeq names its product Wilms tumor 1 (gene Wt1). Gene Ontology annotation, cellular component: nucleus. Lineage: Eukaryota; Metazoa; Chordata; Mammalia; Rodentia; Heteromyidae. Gene Ontology annotation, molecular function: RNA polymerase II cis-regulatory region sequence-specific DNA binding; DNA-binding transcription factor activity, RNA polymerase II-specific. The transcript is spliced from 10 exons. The coding region runs from base 400 to 1743 and encodes 447 amino acids. Gene Ontology annotation, biological process: regulation of transcription by RNA polymerase II. The record is from RefSeq and is a predicted model, not a curated record.